AUGCCUGUGAGAAACGGCACUGCAGUUAUGGAAUUUAUUCUUCUUGGACUUUCUACUGAUCCAAAAAUUCAAGUUAUUCUUUUUCUUAUAUUUAUGCUUGCUUACAUGAUCAUUUUGAUUGGAAACACAAUCUUUAUUAUUUUAAUUGUAACAAACACCAGUCUUCAUACACCUAUGUAUUUCUAUCUUUCAAACCUCUCUUUACUGGAUCUCUGUUAUGCAACUUCAGCUCUACCAAGGAUGCUGAGAGAUUUGAUGUCAGUGAAAAAGACAAUCUCUUAUGCAGAGUGUGCAACACAGAUGUACAUGUCUCUCUCUUUGGGUGAAACGGAGUGUAUUCUGCUAGCUAUUAUGGCAUAUGACCGUUAUGUUGCUAUAUGUUAUCCGUUACACUACACUACUAUCAUGAGUAAGAUGGUCUGUGUCAGAAUAGCUGCUAGUACAUGGCUAUGCGGGUUCCUUCUUUCUAUUUCUCAUGUGGCUCUUACGCUAAAUGUAGAUCUUUGUGGAAACAAUGUAAUUAAUCAUUUUGUAUGUGAAGUACCAGAAAUCCUAUCUCUGUCAUGUGAAAAUAUUAUUUUUGUUGAAUUCAUUAUUUUUGUGGUUGGGGUGGUUAUUCUUUUGACUCCUGUCACAUUUAUUGCAGUUUCAUAUAUUAAAAUAAUUUUAAGUAUCAUUAAAAUUGCAUCAUCAGGUGGUCGGAGGAAAGCCUUUUCUACGUGUGGUUCUCAUAUGAUAGUUGUUACAAUAUUUUAUGGUUCAGCUAUGGCUGCCUACAUGAAACCUAGGUCAAGCUCAGUACCAGGAACAAACAAAGUUAUUGCCAUCUUUUAUGGAAUAGUACCUCCGAUGCUAAACCCAGUAAUUUAUUCUCUUAGAAAUAAUGAUGUUAAAGUGACAUUUUGGAAAUUUAGAAACAGUCUUUUUGUUUCUAAUAAGAGAGGCAAAAUAUUCAUAGAUGUUAAAUAA
Messenger RNA from Nanorana parkeri, 969 nucleotides. RefSeq names its product olfactory receptor 1019-like. Gene Ontology annotation, biological process: G protein-coupled receptor signaling pathway. Lineage: Eukaryota; Metazoa; Chordata; Amphibia; Anura; Dicroglossidae. The transcript has a single exon. Gene Ontology annotation, molecular function: olfactory receptor activity; G protein-coupled receptor activity. The coding region runs from base 1 to 969 and encodes 322 amino acids. Gene Ontology annotation, cellular component: membrane. The record is from RefSeq and is a predicted model, not a curated record.